GCGCUCGCUCUGCAUUUUAACACGCCCCGUUCUCCGUCUGUGAUUCUCUUUUUCGACUUGCAGGGCGACUUUGUCGAUAGAGGUUACUACAGUCUUGAGACUUUCACUUACCUUCUUGCACUAAAAGCUAAGUGGCCCGAUCGUAUCACGCUGUUGCGAGGCAAUCAUGAAAGCAGGCAGAUAACACAAGUGUAUGGAUUUUAUGAUGAGUGCCAAACCAAAUACGGAAAUGCUAAUGCUUGGAGAUACUGUACCAAAGUCUUCGACAUGCUCACAAUAGCAGCUUUAAUAGAUGAGCAGAUUCUGUGUGUGCACGGUGGCCUCUCUCCAGACAUCAAGACACUCGAUCAGAUUCGAACCAUUGAGCGUAAUCAAGAAAUCCCCCACAAAGGCGCCUUUUGUGACCUUGUGUGGUCCGAUCCAGAAGAUGUGGACACGUGGGCCAUCAGUCCCCGAGGAGCGGGCUGGCUCUUCGGGGCCAAGGUGACCAAUGAGUUUGUUCAUAUCAACAACUUAAAACUCAUCUGCAGAGCACAUCAGCUCGUGCACGAAGGCUACAAGUUCAUGUUUGAUGAGAAACUGGUGACGGUAUGGUCUGCUCCAAAUUACUGCUACCGCUGUGGAAAUAUCGCGUCGAUCAUGGUCUUCAAAGAUGUAAACACGAGAGAACCAAAGCUGUUCCGGGCAGUGCCAGACUCAGAGCGCGUAAUCCCGCCCCGGACGACCACGCCGUACUUCCUCUGAGCCCUCGCCCAGCGCGCCCGUGCCCCUCCCUCGUACCGUUCCCUGGCAAUAUAGUUUUUACUGAGCACUUUGCUGCCGAAACGCUGCCUGCGGCCUGUUC
Molecule: messenger RNA, 844 nt
Organism: Nothoprocta perdicaria
Lineage: Eukaryota; Metazoa; Chordata; Aves; Tinamiformes; Tinamidae
Gene: PPP6C
Product: protein phosphatase 6 catalytic subunit
Exons: 4
Biological process (GO): peptidyl-serine dephosphorylation; G1/S transition of mitotic cell cycle
Cellular component (GO): cytoplasm
Molecular function (GO): protein serine/threonine phosphatase activity
Source: RefSeq, a predicted model, not a curated record